AUGGAAAGCAAUUUAUUGAUUGCAUAUGCUGCCUUAGGCACCAUGGCAGUUGUGCCGAUUUACUAUGGAUCAUUUGCUUCAGUAAAAUGGCCUAAAAAGAAAAAAACUGAAUGUGCCAAGUUUGAUCAUGAGGCAGAAUCUUCUGAUGAAGAGGAUUCUUCAACCGAAUCUUUAUCAACGGAAGAUGCUUAUCUUUUUCCAAUAAUUGGAUCCGUGGUGCUCUUUUCAUUAUACCUAGUUUUUAAAUUAUUGAACAAGGAUUAUGUGAAUUAUCUUGUUACCGGAUACUUUGCCUUUUUAGGCGUUAUCGCUGUAACAAAUGUUGGCGUGUAUAUUGUUAAGAACGUAAUUGGACUUAAAGUUGACUCUUAUAAAAUUAGAUUAACCAAAAAAGCUGAAGCAUUUGCAUUCAAUGCAAUCCAAAUGCUUUCGUUGGAUUCGUUUAAAACUGGAAUGAUCUUGUUGAGUGGAUUGUUUUUCUAUGAUAUAUUUUGGGUAUUCGGUACUGAGGUGAUGAUUACUGUAGCUAAAAGUUUUGAUGCGCCAAUUAAAGUAGUUUGGCCCAAACAAUUGCUUGGAUUACAACCAAAUGAAGCUUUACAAUUUACCAUGUUAGGGUUAGGAGAUAUUGUCAUUCCUGGAAUUUAUGUUGCACUUUGUCUUCGAUUUGAUCACAAUCUACAUUUAAAACGUAACCCCACAGCUAAAAAAUAUUCCAAAUUUUCAACACCGUAUUUCAACAGUUGUUUUACUUCUUAUAUCUUGGGCCUUAUAACCACCAUUGUAGUUAUGCAUACUUUCAAAGCAGCACAACCUGCUUUGCUUUACCUUUCACCAGCUUGUAUAAUUUCGGUGCUUGUAACAGGAUUAUUUAAAAUCAGAAAACGCACUAGUGAUAAAAAAAUUAGUAAUAGUGAAGACGACGAUGAUGAUACAACCAACAACAUUAUAUCUAGAACCAACGUUAUCACUACUACCGAAAUAAAAGUUGAAGAUGAUUCGAUAGUGGAAGAACAAUAA
This is a messenger RNA of Entrophospora sp. SA101, 1020 nucleotides long. NCBI's taxonomy places the organism in Eukaryota, Fungi, Glomeromycota, Glomeromycetes, Entrophosporales, Entrophosporaceae. The record is from the annotation of a GenBank genome assembly.